CAUGUAUAAAAGCGACGGGGUUGGGGCCUAGUCACAUUCUGCCUAGCUCUCCACUCAUAGAGACAUCAUGAAGGCCUUCUUCAUCCUGCUGCUGCUACUGCCCCUGUGCUUGGGUGACUAUGAGAUACGCUGCAAAGGGGAGGACUUCCUGAUGGUGAGGAAUAUGGAUCUCACUUGUCGAGGAAAGACCAAACAGGCAUGCUACACCAGGAGGACUGGUGAAAAGGGAUGCGUCAGAUUGGAGUACUGCUCGAAACCAGGCUGGACAUGCUGUCACGAGGACAACUGUAAUGCAUAACUUCUCCACCAGAGGUCACUGCAAUAUAAUCCCAAAAGGAACAGCUCUGCAGUAUGUGCAGAUCAACUCAGUUUUGAAAGUCCUUUUUUUUUUUUUUACAGAAACCACUUUUAUAUUGCUGCACUUACUACUCUUCCCUUAUCCUUCGUUUUAUAGUACUGUUUUAAAAUAAACAUUCAUCAAAAACUUUACAA
This is a messenger RNA of Engraulis encrasicolus (European anchovy), 492 nucleotides long. RefSeq lists its product as uncharacterized. Bases 68 to 298 code for a protein of 76 amino acids. The record is from RefSeq and is a predicted model, not a curated record. NCBI's taxonomy places the organism in Eukaryota, Metazoa, Chordata, Actinopteri, Clupeiformes, Engraulidae. The transcript has 3 exons.